Clarias gariepinus (North African catfish) is the source of this 2427-nucleotide messenger RNA. RefSeq names its product influenza virus NS1A binding protein a (gene ivns1abpa). Lineage: Eukaryota; Metazoa; Chordata; Actinopteri; Siluriformes; Clariidae. Gene Ontology annotation, molecular function: protein binding. The record is from RefSeq and is a predicted model, not a curated record. Bases 465 to 2393 code for a protein of 642 amino acids. The transcript is spliced from 15 exons.
UUCCGUUAUAAGCGUGCGUCGGUUCUGUGCAACUGAAAGCUCUCGCGCCCUCACGUCUAACGUAAGGUUCGUGCUUCGCGUGGAUACCAGUCGACCCAAACCCGACCCGACUCGGACCCGUGCAGAUCCGUUCGCCGUUUAGCCGCUGCUUGCUAGACAACUUCGAGUUGAACCCAAAUAUGUCUACCAUCGUCUGCUGGCAAACGGAUCAGGUUACAAUACACGACCAACCUAGUAAAGGCUUCAUUCUAUAGCCAACGGGAUCCCGAGGACUUGAUUACAGUCGCUCUAAGCCUGAGAGUUUGCGUUAACGCGGCUGCCCCGCCCUUCCAUUCGCCCUGGUUCUCUGGCAUCACCUCUGCCACCUGCUCAGACGUGAAGCAAAAAGACCCGAAGCACAACGGUUUCUCUAAAAAAUCUUCUAAGAAUUUCUGAUUAGGCUUUAACUUUCAAAACCAGCAAAAAUGAUUCCCAACGGAUACCUGAUCUUCGAGGACGAGACAUUCCUUGACUCCACCGUCGCCAAGAUGAACGCCCUGAGAAAGAGCGGACAGUUCUGUGACGUCAGACUGCAGGUGUGUGGUCAUGAGUUGAUGGCGCACCGCGCCGUGCUGGCUUGCUGCAGCCCGUACCUGUUCGAGAUCUUCAACAGCGACCUGGAGCCUCACGGCGUCUCCCACGUCAAGUUUGAGGAUCUGAACCCUGAGGCUGUGGAGAUACUGCUCAACUAUGCCUACACUGCCCAACUGAAAGCGGAUAAGGAGUUGGUUACUGAGGUCUACUCUGCAGCCAAACGACUUAAGAUGGAAAGAGUGAAGCAGAUUUGUGGAGACUACCUGCUCUCUAAGAUGGACUCCCAGAACUCCAUUUCCUAUCGUAACUUUGCCAGCAGCAUGGGUGACGCUCGUCUGCUCGCCAAGGUCGACUGCUACAUCCAGGAACACCUUUUGGAGAUCUCAGAGCAGGAGGAUUUCCUCAAACUGCCUCGUCUUAAAUUGGAGGUGGUGCUGGAGGAUCAUCUGUGCUUGCCCAGUAACGGGAAGCUGUACUCGAAGGUGAUCAGCUGGGUGCAGCGCAGCCUGUGGGAGAACGGGGAGCCGCUGGAGAAACUGAUGGAGGAGGUGCAAACGCUGUACUAUUCGGCCGAUCACAAGCUGCUCGAUGGGGGCCUGCUUGAGGGCCAGGCCGAGGUGUUUGGCGCUGAGGAUGACCGCGUUCAGUUCGUGCAGAAAAAGACACCGCGAGAGAACGUUCACAGGCAGCUGAGCAACAGCUCGUCCGGCAGCCUCUCGCCUGGCUCGGCUAAACAGGAGUGGAAGUACAUCGCCUCCGAGAAGACCACCAACAGUACGUACCUGUGUCUGGCGGUGCUCAAUGGCGUGCUGUGCGUCAUCUUCCUGCACGGCCGCAGCAGUCCCCAGGUCUCGCCCUCGGCCACGCCCUGCCUGCAGAAGAGUUUAAGCUUUGAAGCUCCGCCCAUCGAAGAAGCUCCGGAGCGACAGCUGGCUCCCAUGCACUACGCCCGCUCCGGCCUCGGGACCGCCGCGCUCAACAACCGACUCAUCGCUGCAGGUGGUUAUAACCGUGAGGAGUGCCUGAGGACUGUGGAAUGUUACGACCUGAAGACCGACAGCUGGAGUUUCAUCGCGCCCAUGAGGACGCCUCGGGCCCGCUUUCAGAUGGCUGUGCUUAUGGGUCAGCUGUACGUGAUGGGUGGCUCCAACGGUCACUCGGAUGAGCUGAGCUGCGGCGAGAUGUACAACCCGAACGCGGACGAAUGGACCCAAGUGCCAGAGCUCCGGACCAACCGCUGCAACGCAGGCGUCUGCUCCCUCAACAACAAGCUCUACGUUGUGGGCGGAUCCGACCCCUGUGGGCAGAAAGGUCUGAAGAACUGUGACACUUUUGAUCCCGUGACCAAGGAGUGGACCGGCUGUGCCCCUUUAAACAUCAGGAGGCACCAGGCAGCCGUCUGUGAGUUGGACGGCUACAUGUACGUGAUCGGAGGAGCGGAGUCCUGGAACUGUCUAAACAGCGUGGAGCGCUACAACCCUGAGAACAACACCUGGACUCUGGUCGCGCCCAUGAACGUGGCUCGGAGGGGUGCCGGCGUGGGCGUCUACGCAGGGAAGCUGUUUGUGGUGGGCGGGUUCGACGGCUCACACGCCCUGCGCUGCGUAGAGGUCUACGACCCGGCCCGCAACGAGUGGAGGAUGCUCGGGAGCAUGAACUCGGCACGGAGCAACGCCGGAGUGGCCGUACUCGCCAACCUCAUCUUCGCCAUCGGCGGCUUCGACGGGAACAACUUCCUGAACACGGUGGAGGCGUACAACCCGGAGCUGGAUGAGUGGAGCACCUGCGCCGAGGCUUUCAGCAGCGCCCAAUCGGCGUGAUGGAACAGGGCGGGGCGGGGGGGGGGGUAUGGGG